This is a messenger RNA of Mercenaria mercenaria, 8916 nucleotides long. RefSeq names its product MOB kinase activator 2-like. Lineage: Eukaryota; Metazoa; Mollusca; Bivalvia; Venerida; Veneridae. The transcript is spliced from 6 exons. Gene Ontology annotation, cellular component: nucleus; cytoplasm. The coding region runs from base 950 to 1672 and encodes 240 amino acids. The record is from RefSeq and is a predicted model, not a curated record. Gene Ontology annotation, molecular function: protein kinase activator activity. Gene Ontology annotation, biological process: signal transduction; positive regulation of protein phosphorylation.
UUUAUUUACUAUCGCUUGUGGCUUUAGGAACACAUGGUCUGAUCUGUAUAAUUCCUAGUGAUAUUGACUCAUGUCGGUUUAUGGAAUUCAUUUAUUUUAAAUGACAUGGCAAUCUAUUUAGAACAUUCAAGAGUGCUCUUCCUACAGUUUUAUUGUAAAUUUGUGAACUUGCCAGAUUGAAGUUAAAAACUGAAGUGUUUACACCAACUAUACAGUCAUAUCUUUGUUGCGGAUUUUAUGGUGUUGUGGUUGUAUAUUAUUGUCGAAAGAUGAGAUAAUUUCAUUUAAAAGCGCAGUUAUUUAUUUGCAAAUAUAAUUUAAUUUCUAAAAAGAAUUUAAACAGGGUAAAUAGUUAUAAAAGGUGCUAAAAUAUUCUGCUGAGACACUCAAAACAGACUAAUUUGAAGGUGUGCUAUGUUCAUAUUUAGACACUGUGUAUUAUUUCACGAUCCGGAAGAACAAUAAGUAACAUAUUGGAUUGGUGCUGACUGAUUCGUCCAGAUUUAAUUUGUAAAAUCGUUAACUCUUGAUAUUAUGUAAGUUGUUUUGUUUGAAGCUUCCUACGGAUUCUCUUGAAUUUUCUGCAAAAAUACGGGAGUGUUUACAAAAUUGUAUAUGGAUAUGAAAAGGAACACGUUUGUAUGCAUAAUUAUAUUCCAGGCAGUUCAAUAGAGAGACCUAUUGUUUUAAAUAGGAAAUAAAAAACUUUCAUCGGGGAUCAAUUAAUUGCCACAGUAAUUGGCAAAAAAACAAUACAGUUGAUAAAAAAAACAGGACAAACUGUUGCGAAACAGAAAGUCCUUAUACUGGAACAAAGAACAGUUUGUGCUUUACGUCAUACACAAGGUUUCAUACACUGCAGAAACUUGGUUGAUAGGGAAGCUAUGUGACUGAAAUAACUGAGAGAAAAAAGGGAUUAUUUCAACUUUAGUGUUUUGAGCUUGCCUGUAUGAAGAUGACGACUGGGAUGCUAUUUGUGUUCAAUUUUUGGAAGGGCCGAAGAAAAGACAAAGAUUCUCCGACCCCGCCCCUACAAGACGAGUACCGGCAAUAUCUUGAGGACCAGUGUGUACGAGACCGGAUAACAAACACAGAUUUUUAUCGACUAGUAUCUCUACCUGAAUGUUUAGAUUAUAAUGAAUGGCUAGCAACACAUGCUGUAUCGUUUUUUAACCAUGUAAACCUUAUGUAUGGUGUUAUAUCAGAAUACUGUACUGGUGAAACUUGUGCCACCAUGACAGGCCCAGGGAAUGUGCAAUUUUGUUGGACAGAUGAGAAGGGGAAGAAGAGUAAGGAGUCGGCAGCCCAGUAUAUUGAUUACGUCACCACAUAUAUACAAAAGACAAUCUCAGACGAGUCAAUAUUCCCAACUAAAUUUGGCCAUCCGUUUCCAACUACUUUUGAAGCGACUGUGAAACGCAUCCACAAGUAUUUGUUGCACAUAAUAGCUCAUAUAUAUCACGUCCAUUAUAAGGAAUUACUCAUGCUUGGUCUCAACGGACACAUGAAUAGUCUUUUUACACACUUCAUGGUGUUCAAUAUAAAAUUUGACUUGUUAGAAGAAAAAGAUUACGAUAUGUUAAAUGAACUUCUGAAAGCUUUAAUAAAACAGUUACCUGAUCCAAACCAAAAUGACGGGUCGGAAGUGGCGCCACAAAUUUCUCGGACUUAGCACGACCCACACAGUGAUGUGCCAUAGUUGUUACAUGGUAUUUAGAUGUGAUGAGAAAAAACAACUCUAAUCUAGUUACGCAAAUAUCUGUCUUUGUACCUGUGCAAAAAAAGUGACGUUUUGGAUGGAUUUUCGAGUGGAACUUGUUCCUAUUUUACGUGUUUAGAUUCUGUGAAAUUGUAGACUUUUAAACAAGAAACACGCACACACACUCACAUAUAGCAAUAUUUAGUAUUAUAAGGUAUUGUGUGAUGUUCACUAUGUUAGUAUUUCGGUAGAAUGUUUUCAUCUUAACUCCUUCUUUCAUCAGAAUGUUUACAUCUUAAUUUUUACUGUCAUCUGUAAAAUACAAGUCCAAAAUAAAAAGUCUUGUCAAUUUCUGUGACUAGCUAUAUACUGUAAAGUCGGAAUUUUUCAUGAGAUGUAUUUUUUGCUGUAUCCACAAACUUUCAUUAUUUGGGAAAAUCCAUUGUUUAUAUGACUGAAAAAUUGUUGAAAAAGACGUUAAACCCAAAAACACACACUCUUAUUUCGGAAAAUAGAUACUUGAAAAAGUAUUUCUUAUUGGUAAAAAGAGUCCAGUAUGUUUAUAAUUUGGCCAAAUAUUCUGCCUCAUGGACCAGCGCCAAGUUUUGAAACAGCAAAAUUUUAGCCUCGCAAAAAUAUCUGAUUUUACAGAAACCUCAUGGUUUAAUUAAAGUUGGAUAAUUUUUGAAUUGAAAUGCCUUUUAUGACAUUGUUUUACAUAAAAUUAUACUGUAAUUUACUGUAGUAGAAAUCUUGCCACUGUAGUUAAUCCAGUACUGUAAAAUCAUUUACUUUUGAGGACAUGAAAUUUUGUGGUUUUGGCCAGUCAGACUUUUUCAUGGGAAUAUGUAUUCGUGGGUUUUUAAUUUUGAAGAUAAAAUCCAUAGGAAUUAUAUUUGUUUGUUGGAAAUUAAUUUUGUGGAUCAACUUAACUAUGAAAUUCAUGAAAAUUAGUUCCCCACGAAUUUUUAUGGUUCACAGUAUUUUGUAUUUUAAAUAAUUUUCAAAGAAAUCUGAUUAUUUCAAGAAGAUUAGCAUGAAAACUGAAUGUAUAUUAUAAAAUAUUGAUGAAAACGUUCGUUGUUAGAGGUACAUGGAAACCGACAUUAUUUUACUUUGGCAUCUGUUACAGUGAAGAUUCAGUACUACCAUAAAAAACUUACACACAUCCUUUUGUGGAUAUCACAAAGUGCUGCUAGAAUGUGCUUUCACAGCAUCAAGUACUAGAUACUGUUUUAAUAUUGUUUUCUUUGCUUUUUAGCAGCUGAGUACAUUUUUAAGAUUUCAAGUCAAUUAUAAAUAAAAUCUUUAAAAAAAAUGAUUAAAAUUUUCCAAGAAGAAAGUACAUUUGAUAUUUUUUUAUUUUCAGAGGGUGGAGUGAAUUUAUUAGAAAAACAAAACACCACUCUUAAUUACAUGUUUCUGUGAAUUAUUGAAAUAUUAGAGUGAAAUAUAAUUGGUAAUCUCACAGGGAAAAAUAUUUUUUCUCUGACUGAGAAAUCUAUUAAAAUCCUAAGAAAUACUUGUAACAAAAAAAAAUCUGUUCGUUUUACAUAUAAGAUCAAUUAUCGCUCACUCCUAAACACCAGAUCUGACAUUUUCACUGGUGGUUACGUCAUUUGUGAAAAUAUUGUAUCUGAUGUUCACCUUGUGAAAAAGAUUUAGUUCUUGCAUUGAAACAAAGAAAUACUCCCUACGUAUUUGUUGCCUGUUGAAUAAAAAAAAACAGUUUUAAAAAAGCCAUAGAUUAUAAGCAUUGUGUUCAUUACUUCAGCUCUGUUUUCUUGUAUUUUCUCCAGUAAUGUUUUCUGAAUUUAGCUAUAAAUUUAACAUGACACAAAUGUGAAGAAAAAAUCCAUAUUUUUUACAUUAUGUUGCGAUAGUUUGUUACCAGAGAAAUGUAUUCUUGUCAUGUUUUACUGGUGUAAUAUGACUAUAUAACAGCAAUCAAUGAUCAAAAUUUCAAAUUUUUAUGCCCCCAAAGGGAGGCAUAUUAGUUUUCAACUGUCCGUCCGUUCGUUAGUUCGUUCGUUCGUCACAACGUUAACUUUUUGCAUGAAGGCACUUUACUCGCGAACCACUGCACUCAGGACUUUCAAACUUCACAUGCUGAUAGUAGGUACUUAUUGAGUACACGACCCCUAUUGACUUUGAACAAGUUAAAUGGAUAUUUGAUUAUUUGGUAAAUAAUAUUCUUUCAUGAAAGAACAGUUUACUUAAAUUGGUUGAUGAGACUAAAUGUAAAUAUUUUUUUGCAUUUUUACGAUGUUUUUUUUUUUUCACAAACGUUUGCAAUAUAGCUUAGUAAGUCGGCCAAAACUGACUUAGUGGGGUUGUCUAAUGAUAUCAGUCAAAUUAAUCUAAAAAGUUUUGUCUGAAAAAACUGAUAAUGAAAUUGGACCCUUCUCUGGUAUUGUUCAUUUUUAAAUUUUAAAAAUUGUCUUGUCAUUAUUUUUUACGUGAAGCAAUUGAAGUGCAGUUUACAUUUUUGACCAUGAUUGAUGAAAUUUAACUGGCUGUUUCUACAUGUUCUCUGAAAUUUAACUGAGUUUUGACAUUGGUUGUUGUUAUAUAGUUACAACCCAUUGCAAUCCAGUGAACGGUUUGUGAUGUUUAUUGUUAAUAAGAUUAUAUAUAUAUAGUCAAUAUAUUUAUUUUUUUGUUACCUAUCGUAGUUGUUGAGUUUUGGAGGGCAUAUACUAUAUAGUGGGAUGUAUGUUGCAAUGAUUUUUAUUGUUUUCUUUUUCUUUUCCGGAAUUAUAUCAUUUGAUAUUCAAAUAUUCCUACAUGUACAUUUUUUAAAAGUGUAAAUCUAAUGUUAAAGGUCAUACUUACAAAGAAAAAUAAUCUUGUAAACAUGAACACUUUCAGAGCAAAAAAAAUUGAAAUCCCAUUUAAAAAUGAGCCGUGCCAUGAGAAAACCAACAUAGUGGCUUUGCGACCAGCAUGGAUCCAGACCAGCCUGCGCAUCUGUGCAGUCUGGUCAGGAUCCAUGCUGUUCGCUAAUGGUUUCUCUAAUUGCAAUAGGAUUUGAAAGCGAACAGCAUGGAUCCUGACCAGACUGCUGGAUGCCAUAACUUUGAAGCAUAGCCAUACUGAUGAAAUUUUUCCAAGAUGUCUUUGUAGCUGCCAAUUGCACCAACAAAGUUUCAUUACAGUCUGUGUAGAUAUAACCAUGAAAGAGUAAAAAAAAAUCUAGCAUUUUAAUCCUUAUCAUGCUGGACACGAUUGAUUCUGCCUUUGCGGCCAGUGUAGAUCACAAUCAGCUUGCACAUCUGUGCAGUCUGAUCAUGAUCUGCACUGUUUACCAUUCAGUAAGUACCUUUUCGGUAAGCACCCCUUUUAACAGUUAAUGGUACUGUCCAAAUUGAAAGAUGGACAAGGCCAUUGUAGAAAUUUAGCAGGGUAAGGGUUAAAGUAUUAAGUCUAAAUCACCUAAAACAUUGAUGAAUAUGGGCCCAGAUUGACUGAACUUAGGGUUUGCAAGGGCCGAAAAAUACUUUUAACAUUAUUAUGUUGAGCUUUUUUCUUAGCUCAGCUUGAAAACCUGUCAUUUAGGCAAAUCGUUAGAAAGAAUAUUAUGUUUUAUUACAUUUUUGCACUGUUUUCUGCGCGUAGGCAUGUUUUGAAAGUUUAGCUGGAUAUAAUUUAUGUUCUUGAAUUUAUUCACAUUAAUGUAAUUUGGGUUUAGAUAAAGUCAAGACUAACAAACUAAUGUUACUGGUUUUCAUGCUAAACAUUUAAGGCUGUUCUGCAUGUCCGAUAAAUGAAAGUAGUGGCGUAAUGUCAUUUAUCAAGGUAACAUGGAAUAAAUCACGAAAUAAUUCUAUGCUUUUUAGAUUCACUUGAAUUGCGACUCUCUUGAAAUUCGUGAUAAAAUAUCUUGAAAAUAAGCACAUUUUAUUUGGACUAUUUAACAAAAUAAUAUGUUGAUUUACAGUUAUGAAAUCUACAUUGUAGAAAAAGUUCUAGCUGAGAAAAUUGUAUCAAAAUUGUUGUAUUUCAAUAGACUUCCAUUAUACGCGAGUUCCGAAUUCUUUGACUUUGUCUAUCAAAAAAAAUAUCAAAAAAAAAUAAAGCACAUGAUCAUAUCUUUGCUGUCUACUGAAUUUUCUAAGUUUAAUCAGUUCCACAUUUUAGAAAAAAUAAUCCCAAACAUGCAGAACUACCUUAACUAAAAUUAGAUCCAUGUAUGAUGAUAUGGACUAGAUUUUCAUAGUUUUUUUUUUAACAACUAGUGAGACAUAUUUUGCAAGCAUCAAGUUCAAUAUACAAAAUACACAUGAAAAGGCCAUGUUCAUGCCCGUUUAUGUAGUAUGUAAAUGAUUUCGUAACAUAACUUUAGCGUAAUACAUGACGUGUAAAGAUGGUUUCAGUCGGGUUACUUAAGGUAGUGAACCAGAAACGGCAAACGGUAAUUCCAAUGCAAUUAACCUUUAGUAUGCUGGGAACAAGUGGUUUUACCUUUGAAUGAUGAACCAGUCCAUUUUAGAAAUUUAGCAGGGUAAAGCUUAAUAUUCUUGUACGGUGUUUUAUAUCCUUCAUAUGAUAAUUUAGCACAUACGAGCACCUUGAUUUCCAUUCGUACCAGAAAAUGCUCAAAUCACAUAUGGAGAGAAUGUUAUCAAACAGAAAUUUCAGGGUUUUUUUUUCCUUUCAGGUCCACUACCUUAAUAGUCUGCUUUCUGUUUCAACACAAAAUUUUCAAUGAUCAAAUUACUGAUUAUUUAUCUAUAAUCAUUGCUCAUUUGUAUCAGGUGAUAAUAUGUAGAUGUAGGUCAGCUCUCAGACAAUGAUAGUUGGUAACAUUAUUUAAUUUUUCUGCAAGGAAAUUUGAAAAAAGAAGCAUGUAAUUUCAUUAGAUGUAUAGGAGAUGUAACAAAUAUUGAUGACUCAGGGGUUGAAGUUGAUUAGGAGUCCACAGGUCCUAGGAGUUGUCAAUUUUUAUCCCUCGAUAUUAUAAAGCACUACUGACAGGUUAAAAAAAUAUGUGCAAUAUAGAUACUUACGUGUGCUUAUGCUGCAAUGGAAAACCAAGUGUCAAGGUUAUAAAUCUUUACUGAAAUACCAAUGUCAAGGUCAUACAACUUUACCAAAGGUUCAAUUUCAAAGUCUUAAAUAUCAUAACUGAAGAGUCAAGGUCAGCAUUGUACAAAUUUGAUCAGGAUCUGACAACUUUACAGAAUUGUCAAGGUCAACAUUAUACACAUUGCUGAAGUGUCAAGGUCAUAAAAUUUACAGAUUUUACAAUAUCAGAGUCCAUUAAGAUUUAUUUAAGUAUCAAAUAUUCUGAUUGGUUGUAAACAAACAACCAAUAAGAUAUUAUAUAUGAAGCUUGACUUUAGAUUUGAUGUGUUUAAGACUUGGCAUGGCGUUUUAGUAAAGAUGUAACCUUGAUACCAACCUAUACAACUGAUAUUUUCUCCAUCGUUUUUGUGACCAUCAUCUUACCACACCAUUUUGUUGUAAUCUUCAUCAUCAUAGUUUUGUUUACAGAAAUAAUACAAUUAUUUGAUGUGAGGAAGUCAUCCAGCUGGCUAACUGAAGAUUGGUAAUUUUUACCCAGGUGCCCACUUGUGCCUGGAGUAAUGCCAAGAGGGGAGUAUCUUAGUGUCUUCCUGCAGUUACAGUAUGACCUAUAGUUGUAUUGAUGGGAUGUCAACCCCAACAAAAAAAAAAAAAAUUCUGUAAAGAUUUUUUAUUUACAGAAUUAUGUCCAACUUUAGAAAAGGGAAAGCUUUCAGUAUUUUGCAAAUGAACAUUUUUUGAGAAAGUCUUUAAGUAGGAAAAUUAGAGGGUUAAUGCCCUUGGAGAUUAAAUAGAUGCACUGUAAGGGGUAUAAAGAUUUCCUUUUCCCCCCCACAUAGAGACACAAAUAUAUUAUUUAUUGUACAUGUAUUCUCAAGCCUACAGCAAAGUCAUCCUAAUAUGACACAAAUAGUAUUCAUGCCAAAUAUGUUUUAUAACUGUAGAUAGUGAAAUAUUGGUGACAGUUUUAUUUUCACUAAUAUUCACUAUAAAUAAUGCUUUUCAUGAUUAAUCUGUAUCAUUUCUUAACACACAAUGGUGUUUUGCAAAUUUUUAACAAUGAUUGAGCCUGCAUGAAAAUCGGGCAACCUUCAGUAUAUUAUGUCUUACAAAGUGUUAUUUUUGAUUGUUUUCCUGUAACCGAUUUUGCUGAAAGGACAUACAUUUUUUGCAGGUCAUACAAAUAUGUUUUAGAUCAGAAGUACCUUUUAUAGGGGAAUAUCAAGUCCCAUUCAGUCUAAAUAGUAAAAAAAAAAAGCACAUAAGCUGCACAAAGAAUCUCUGUAAUUUACAAAUAUAUCUGACUUAGUGGUAAUAUAUGAGAAUGUACUGUCUGCCAGAGUCUGCAAAAUUUUUCGAUGUUAACAUUGCUAUAACUUAACCAAAAAUUUCAUUUUUGUUACCAGCAAAGGUUCUUCAAGCUGGUAUUUUAGCAUAUUGUUAAGUUACUUUCAAUGACAGACCAUUUGUUGCUGAAAUGAAUUCAGUAUCAGUUUAGUUUAGAUCUUGAGAUUUUAACUCCAUGUUUGAAAGAUAUUUUGCUAUUAAUCCAAAGAAAUGAGUCUUAAGUUAGUGGAUCUGUAAUGGCAGUCCAAAUUUCUGUGUGAUUAUGUAAUUUUGUAUGGUGAUUCGGUAUUCUUCACACGAUGUAGCUCAUACAAGCUCUAGGCGUUCCAGUCACACCUGAGAUACCGAAAUCGCAAACAGAAUACGUAAUCCGAGGGAAAUUUACUUUCUUCCACUAAAAUAGACACAGGUAUUGAACAGUGCUGAAGAAUUGUCAAAAUCUCUUAUAGUUGCAAGGUAUUCAGAGUAAUAUAUGCAUUGUAAAAAUUGGACUUCCCAGUUAUAUUAAGUACAGUAUACAAGAUGAAAGUUUUGGUCAUAUUUUGUUAUUUAGAUGUAUGCCUCAACUGUUUUAACUAAAGUGACAAAAUUUUCAUAUUAGAAACAAAUGGUAAAAUAGUUGAAUAUUAUGUUUUUAGUAUUUUGACAAAGGUAUACUACCUCCUUAAAGCAGGUAAAUUUGGGGAAUUAUAACUUAGUUUAGUUAAGGUUUCUUGAUAUAUUUACUACAUAUCGUUAUUUGCCCUGUCAUGUUGACGUUUUAUGUAAUUGAUCUGUGUUGGAUUAUUUGUACAAUUGAAAUGAAUUGCCAACAAACAAAAAUAAAGUUAAUUGGAAAUUAA